This is a messenger RNA of Zophobas morio, 1625 nucleotides long. RefSeq names its product protocadherin-1-like. The transcript is spliced from 8 exons. Gene Ontology annotation, biological process: homophilic cell-cell adhesion. The record is from RefSeq and is a predicted model, not a curated record. Lineage: Eukaryota; Metazoa; Arthropoda; Insecta; Coleoptera; Tenebrionidae. Gene Ontology annotation, cellular component: membrane. Gene Ontology annotation, molecular function: calcium ion binding. Bases 280 to 1431 code for a protein of 383 amino acids.
GAUUUAUCUUAUCUCUCUGUUACAAUAGGAGUUAAAAUGGUGUCGUUAUGACUUCUUAAGUUUUUUUUCGUGUCGGCCUCAUAACAAAAAAAGCACUCGUUUUUAUCAAUUCUUUCGAAGGGUAUUACGGUUUUUGAACGGAAAUGCAAUGCAGAUAACGUUAAGCUGAAAUAUUUGUAUUGAUAAUAAAUAUGGUCAUCAAAUUCUGAAAGCGCAGUCGAGUGAGUACCGUGAUUACCAAUUUUUGCACAAUCCGUGUCAGUACUUUUUGAAGUAACCAUGAAAAGUGUGCAUCUUGUGAAAAUCUUGUGCGCUUUAGUUCUUCAUGUGGAACUUUCGAUGGAAGUGUCCGUACUAAAUGCUAGAGCUGGUGAAGGCACGAUAUUCGAAGGACCAGAUUGUUAUAUGAUAGAAGGAGUAGCCAUUAAUGUAAACAAUUCGAUUUGUAUUUUCUCCGUAAGCAAUAAUCAAGGACACUUAGGUUCUAUCAAUUUUACAAUAAAAGGAAAUUCUAACGAAUCUGACAUCUUCGAAUUUCAAUAUAAAGAACCACCGUCUGAAACCGAUUUAGCUAAAAUUAUAUACUUGGUACUGAAAGAGGGCCAUGUUCUAGACUACGAUACCACGAAUUCAUACAAGUUCGAUGUAGAAGUCAAAGGUGCUGUCCUCAAAGUACCAGUAACCGUCAAGGUAUACAAAGCGCCCAAAUUUACCAGCAUUCCAGCCUUCGUAGAUACAUACGAAGAACAAGCAAUUAGUUUCAAAAUUGCGACCGAACUGGGCAGUGGAUAUCCCAAAGACGACGAUGUGGCUGUCGUCAUUGUAAGUACCGUCUCUCCAACCAUAAACCGGAUAAACAGAAACACCCUAAACGUCACUCUUCCACCAAUCGACAGAGAAACACAAGACAAUUUCUAUAUGGACGUAAUAGCGUCAUACCGAGGUUCGAUGUACGGAGAAACUAGAAGACAAGUUCCUGUAAUGAUUUAUGACAUCGAUGACAAUAUUCCAAAAAUCAAGUACGACCAUGAAGACACUCUGGACUUUUCCAUAUCCCAAAAUGGUUCCAGUGUGCUGGUUACAGAUUUUAGCGUUUCAGACCCAGAUGAGGGUGUAAAUGCCGCCUACAAGCUUACUUUGAUUGUUCCUGCCAAUGUCCAACCCGGUUUUGAGUUAUCGUCUUUAAGUGGAUCUGGAGAUACGAGUUUUAAUAUCACUUUAAACCCGCAAAAACUGGAUUAUAGCAAGUCGGUGUGGGGGCGUUUUCAACUCCAGGUACACGUGGAGGGAAUCUUGAACGCAACUCAAAGAAAUAAUUUGUUCAUAAUUAUAUCUUUAAACGAAGAAACUGAUUCUGGAAGCGGGUGUGUGCGUACUAGUGAAGUUACACUAUUUUUGCUACUGAUCCAGUGUUGGUGGUACUUUAUGUAGUUUAGGCUGUCAGAUUUUAUUACAUUCCAUUAAAGUCGAUACAACAAUCCCCAGCCCGUCCUUCCAACAACAAACCACAAGAACCACCUACAUCCGAGCACACCCGUGCAUACUUCGAAAGGUCAAAUAGUGGGGGUACCAUAAUGGUACUACCUGUUACCUGCCUUAUCCUAAGGUUAAAUUCCUCGGCGGAA